AUGGGUGUUUGUGUGGCUUAUUGCAUGUUUGAGUAUUUAAGGAACAUUAGAGCGGUGCAGAGCUUAUUUAGCCUAAAAGCGCAAAUAAUCGACAAAGAAACGAUGCAGCAAAGUGUUAAAGCGAAGAAGCGAGUCAAGAAAUCUUUUUUAAAUGACGACCCCAAAUAUAUCUUUUUUCGAUAUGGUGUGAUGGCCUUAUUAAGGACAGUUUCUACCGACGGGGAAGUAGAAAUUACAAAAAUUUACUUCCGGCUUCCAAGAAUAGUUGGGGGUGCGAUAUGCUCGUACUCGUUAUUUUCCGUGGAGAAUAACGAGCAUUUGUUUGGAAUUUUGAACGAGGCUGUGAGGUAUCUGCAACUGGAUAUUUUGGAAUUGUACGUGGAAUACGAGGUUGCGGUUCGUAACAAGAUUUUAUUGGACCAGUUGGUUUUAGGUAAUUCCAGCAGGUCUGAGAGAGAUAGCGAUAAAGAGGAAGAAGAGGAUUUCUAUGACAGCAACGAAGAGGAUGUCGGGAAGACUUGGGAGAAGAUUCACAAUAUUAGUCGCAACUUCCUGAGCAUAAGAGAUGGUCUCCAUAAUCGUGAUGCCGUCCAAACUUGUGCGACUUCUUAUUCAGUCGGCGUGGGAAGGGAGCACAAGAGUCAUCGGACUACCAACUCCACAAUAGUGUUGGUUUGUAGGCACAACACUAUCUACAAAUGGUGGUUGCGCGCUACACUUCUACAAAUGACUCAGACGUGGACGUUGACAAAAUAUAGUGGUCCGUACACGUGCAAUCAACUGUCACCUGAUACAAACCAUCGAAAUUUUGGGUCUGGUCCGAUCACAAACUAUAUUAAGGGUCAAGUAAUGCUUCAGCGUGAUAUACGGAUCGAUACCCUCCGAGCUGGAAUUUGGCAAACAUAUGGAGUUAGGCCUCCGUAUAAAAGAACUUGGAAUGCAAAAGAAAAGGCAAUAACUGAUGUUUAUGGGGGCUGGUAUGAUUCAUUUUCUAUGGUUCAUAAGUUCAUGAACGAGAUGGUGCAUGUCAACCCUGGUUCAUUCUGGCAUGUAGAAGGCGCUGAGGUGUACGCUGACGGGAUCCUCCAGCCGAAAGUUGUAACGUUCAUCAGAAUGUUCUGGACUUUCAAACCGACAAUUGAGGGAUUUCGGUUCUGCAAGCCUGUUUUGUUCGUCGACGGUACUCAUUUGUAUGGCAAAUACAAAAUGACCUUGUUGAUCGCGUCGGCAAUCGAUGGGAACAGUCACAUAAUGCCACUGGCAUUUGCACUUGUUGAAUCUGAAAUUUUGAAGCGUCCUAAAUGGGCCGGUGUCGCUCACAAGUUCUUCAUCAGACAUUUCUGUAGUAAUUUUCAGACCAAGUUUAGGAACAAGGUUUUGAAAAAGCUGGCGGAAAAAGCAGGCCGAGAAUAUCAGAAGAAGAAGUACACUCGCUACGUGGACAUCAUCAAGAUUAGAAGCCCAUAA
Messenger RNA from Mercurialis annua (annual mercury), 1467 nucleotides. RefSeq lists its product as uncharacterized. The transcript is spliced from 7 exons. The record is from RefSeq and is a predicted model, not a curated record. Bases 1 to 1467 code for a protein of 488 amino acids. Lineage: Eukaryota; Viridiplantae; Streptophyta; Magnoliopsida; Malpighiales; Euphorbiaceae.